ACAUACCCAGCACGCGCGCCCGGACACACACGUGUAAAUUGUGCAGCUUCGCUUGAACGUAACCCCUAGCCUCCAUCUGCCUGCCCGCUAAUAUACAUUGGCACGUAAACAUGCAUUGGAAGGUAAUUUGCAAAACUAGGGCCUUGAGCGAUAGCUCAAGCAAGGAGAACCGGAGAGGGAGAAAAAAGAAAGAAAUAGAAAGAGAGAGAGAGAGAGAGAGAGCUAGAGAGGGUCUAGCGCACCAAUGCAGGCGGGUGAGAAAGUUGGCCGCAAAAUAACAACAACGAGUUGAGAGAAAGCCGCCUUGCCGGGCCUAUACAACUCCGCGUUGACAGCCAAUGUAACGGCAGCAGUUCUGCAGCAUCCACCACGGUUCGCGCCGAUCAGGUACGCACGAAACAUUUGUUGCUGCAGUGUGCUUGCUGCGCUUCGUUCAGUUGCACGCGCUGACUUUAAAGAAUAUGGUGUUGCAAAGAAAAGCAGAGGAUGGUGCCUCGAGUGUAAUGUUGAGUUGAAGUCUUUAUGCUUCGCCCCUGGUUAGGUUUUGCUUCCGCGUUAGGAAUGGAUUACUCAAGGUCGGAGCAACCCGUCUAGGACCACGACCUUCUCUCGUGGUGUAAAUGAACCCGAUACCGUUUACUACAACUGCGGACAGCAUGCCGAAUAUAAAAAAAGUAAGCAGGUUUGAGGAGGUUGAGAGGGAGCGGGGAAGGAGGGCCCGACUUCCAAGGCCACAACGCUAGAGUAUAUUGCGCAUUAACAUUAUGUGGGAUCGCCGGCUUCGCAGUUGGUCGAAACGGCUCGACGCCCGAAGCGCCAAGAAGCGAAUACGCCAUUCUUACGAGGCAUCGCGUUGGCUCACGGAAAUAUUAGUGGCUGCCGUUGGCGAUACUUUGUCCCACGAGGCGAGGAACUUCAACUGUGCCAUCAGGACAACGAGAAGCGACCAGGACACAAAGAGUAUUGAGGCACGAUGAAGGAGAACGAGAAGAGUGCUUCCACUGAUGCGUCUUACGCACUUCAGUACGGCAUCACUAGUAGUUUGGAAGAAAUUAUGAACAUGAAGCAAGAAGCCACGCUACAACUGCGCGAACUCAUUGCAGGUGAAACCCAACUCCAUUGCCCCACAAACGAAGCUUUUCUCGGCAAGUUUCUGCGAGCUCGAGAUUACAACGUCGAGUGCUCGUUCAAGAACGUCAAGAACUACUUCAAAGUACGAAGCGACUGCCCCGAAUUAUUUGACAGGCUGGAUCCAGAUUCUGUUUUCUUCGACACCAUUUGUCGUGAGCACAAGCUCGUUACAGUUUCUCGAAAAAAAGACCCCAAAGGAAGGGCCGUUAUUUUGUUGAAUCUGGGAGCUUGGAGCACCAGCAUCUGUUCACUGAAUGACUUUUUCCGAGCCGGUAUAGUUCACGUCGAACACGUUCUUCAUGAUGAAAAAGUUCAAGCCAACGGCGUCGUGUUUGUGAUGGACUUUAAGGACCUUGGCAUCUACCAUUUGACCCAGUUCACGCCACCAGUCAUCAAAAGGCUCUUCAGGCUUCUGCAGGAUUGCUUUCCAUUGCGGAUAAAAGGAAUAUAUGUAACAAACAAUCCCACUUUAUUUGAUAUCCUGUUCGCAAUCGCCAAGCAUUUCAUGAAAGCCAAGUUGGUCAGCAGGACUGUACUUUUCGGCACUGACUGGAAGAAGUUGCGCUGUCUGGUACCGGACGACGUCAUUCCUGAGGAAGGCGGCGGCACGCUCGGAACCUACGACUACGACGCUAUGGAGCGGGACUUGAAGAGCAACACUGAAUACUUUAGGGAAAUGAGUAACUACGGAUACCUACACAAGCCGAAUGUAUGUGCAGAUUCUGAAGGAUCCCAAGAAGAGGAACAUACUGCGUUGUGAACAGUAUGGCAGUGGCUUUGUACAGGGACGAAAUCGCGCCUUCGUUUCUUCCUGCUCUGAUGUUCAGCAGGCUCUGUUUGUGCACAAGUUUGGAGGGUAAACUUGCUUUCUGGGGUCGUGACUUACUUGCAUGCGACGUCUUGUGGGAAUGAAUAAACGUUUGGCCGAAGCUAGCAUAUGUCACAGAAAAGAACAAACUCAUCUCAAACAAUCGAUGGUUCAUCUUCGUGUGAAAAGCGCGUUUCUUCAAAAAAAAAAAUGAUAAGUGCGUGGGUGACAUUGUGACACUAGAAACUUGCUCAUGCGCCGAGAAGCUGGAACAUAGUCAAUUUCGUGUCACAUUAUGCGAAUGUUGCGCCUAGGACAGUUAAGAAGCUGGAAGGCAUUUAUGCUAAGACACAUUUGUCACAAAAAAUUGCACACAUCCCACGCGCCGCGGAAAUCUAUGUUAUGCGAAGCAUUUUGUAGAUCGCUGGCUAUGCAGCAUUGUUUGGGUUUCCGCAAAGCGUUACCAUGUGAACCAACGCGUUUGUGUAAGUCGAUUAGUUGUGUGUGUGACGCGAGCGUAUGCGGGUGUGAUGACAGCAUCAAGACAGCGACGGUAACGACGAUCGCAUGACGGAAAUGACAUUAUUUCCACUGUGUCCGUUAGAUGCGAGUUUAUACAACAUGCCGAUUUUGGGUUCCGCAUAGUUAUUUAAUGAGCGUAAGCGAGCGAUACAGGGAAUGUAACCCUGAUAUGCCUCUAAUUGUUAUACAAUCGCACGUACCUACGUCUGUGUCG
Molecule: messenger RNA, 2675 nt
Organism: Dermacentor andersoni
Lineage: Eukaryota; Metazoa; Arthropoda; Arachnida; Ixodida; Ixodidae
Product: alpha-tocopherol transfer protein-like
Cellular component (GO): membrane
Molecular function (GO): phosphatidylinositol bisphosphate binding
Source: RefSeq, a predicted model, not a curated record